Molecule: messenger RNA, 1516 nt
Organism: Archocentrus centrarchus (flier cichlid)
Lineage: Eukaryota; Metazoa; Chordata; Actinopteri; Cichliformes; Cichlidae
Gene: cpb1
Product: carboxypeptidase B1 (tissue)
Biological process (GO): proteolysis
Molecular function (GO): metallocarboxypeptidase activity; zinc ion binding
Source: RefSeq, a predicted model, not a curated record
GUUGCAUAAAAGACUGGGAUUGGUGGAUGAGCGGCAAGCUGUGAGGUAUAAGUGCUGUCCACAGGUGAGGUCAACUUCACUGCCAACAUGAAGGUCUUCCUGUUUUUCGGAUUGGUGGCUUUUGCCCUUGCUGACGUCACUCGCUUUGAGGGUGAUAAAGUCCUGCGUCUGAAGCCUGUGCUUGAUGAACAUGUGAAAGUCAUUAAGGAACUGGCUAUUAGCACUCAGCUCGACUUCUGGAGCCCAGAGAGCCCUGAGCUGGUGACUACCAACACUGAUGUGGAUAUCCGUGUGCCUGCCAUGUACCAUGACAUGGUGUUCACCAUCCUGCAGCAGAGCAACAUGAAAUACGAGGUCCUUAUUCAGGAUGUUCAGGAUGCUGUUGACAGCCAGGCUGACAGCAAGGGUUCUCCCAGAGCCCACGGCUACACCAAGUACAACACCUGGAGUGAUAUUGAGUCCUGGAUCACCUCCAUUUCUUCCUCCAAUUCUGAACUGAUCAGCACGGAAGUGAUUGGAAAAUAUGAAGGCCGCCCCAUGACAGUUCUCAAGAUUGGUAAGAAGUCCAGCUCCACCAAGCCUGCUAUCUUCAUGGACUGCGGUAUCCAUGCCAGAGAGUGGAUCUCUCCUGCUUUCUGCCAGUGGUUUGUCAAUGAGGCAGUGUCCACCUAUGGCAGUGAUGCUCAGAUGACCAGCCUGCUCAACCAGAUGGAUGUCAUCGUUCUGCCCGUCUUUAACAUUGAUGGCUACGUAUACACCCACACAACCGACAGGAUGUGGAGGAAAACUCGCGCCAAGAACUCUGGAACCAGCUGCAUAGGAACCGAUCCAAACAGAAACUUCGACGCUGGCUGGUGCACCGUUGGAGCUUCCAGCAACCCUUGCAGCGAGACUUUCUGUGGCUCCAGUGUUGAAUCUGAGAUUGAAGUCAAGAAUGUCGCUAACUUCAUCCGCAAGAAUAAAUCCAUCAUCAAGGCUUACAUCACUAUCCAUUCCUACUCUCAGCUGCUGCUCUUCCCCUACUCCUACACCUAUGAGCUAGCUGCAGACCACAGUGAGCUGUUGGAGGUCGCUGAGGGAGCCUCUGCUGCUCUGCGUAGUCUGUAUGGCACACGCUACACCAGCGGACCCGGCGCUUCAACUAUCUACCUCGCUGCUGGAGGUUCUGACGACUGGGCCUACGACCUGGGAGUGAAAUAUUCCUACACCUUCGAGUUGCGUGACACUGGUCGUUAUGGCUUCCUGCUGCCCGAGUCUCAGAUCAAGCCCACAUGCGAGGAGACCAUGCUGGCCGUCAAGUACAUUGCCGCCUACGUGCAGAAGAACCUCUAUUAAAAUGCGGAACUGCCAGGACCCCUGCCAACUCGGCUCCUCUGUACCAGCCCCCACCCCCUCCAACCUCUCAGCCAUCUCCUGCCCGUAUCCAUGGAUACGGGCACCACCCGCCAUGUUUCCUCACUGUGCCUGACAGAAUGUCGAGAUGAGUGCAAACAAUAAAAUCAAUGAUCCAUCCCCA